AUGACAACAACACUACCCUUGAGGCGUUCGAAACGCAAACAGAACGAGCAAGCUGCCGCUGCGUUGAUCCCGAACACCACCAGGGACAUUGCGCCACCACCCCGGAAGCGCGCCCGUAAAGCCAAUAUACCCCCUAACGCGGAACCUUGUAUCCCGAAGCAUGAGCAUGAAAAAGUCAAUGAAGCCAUCACGGACACCAAACCCGUACGGUCACAGCAAUACGACACCCUGCCUCCAUUCCUUGCGCUUCCAAGGGAGCUGAGGGAUGAGAUCUACAAGCACGUUCUAGAACAAGACGAAUCAUCAACGCUCAAAGCCGGGCGCGGCAACAACAUCGUUACACGAUGCGGCCUCGUAGGGGUCAACAACCAAAUCUCGGAGGAGUUCCUGGAUGCGGUUCUCUUCCACGCUCACGUCAUCACGGCCACCGUCCGCAAUCACAACUUUGCCCAUGUCGUCACGUUCCUGAAUCGCUUGUCCCAGGCACAGCUAGCGAGGCUAAGCGCUCACGGACCUACUGCCGAUGAGGUAGACGACGACAGAAAACCAAAGCGCAAGAUCCGAAUCAUUCUUUCUUAUUCAGCAGGCGCAAAAGAUAGUCGCGCGCAUCUCAAUCGCUGGCUGGACAGGUUUGACGCGCCAGACAAACGCGGCAAAGAGAUCGAGUUCGAGUAUCAUAAUGACGGGACGUAUCGAAAUGGUGGCUACAAGCAGAGACCCAGAACACGCGGCAAUGCAAGUAAAAGGUGGAAUGAGGAAGCGGCCAAGAUCGGAAGGGGUGCUGCCAGAGGCAGAGCGUGGGGCGGAUGGGGUGGUUAUGGUGGAUACGGUCGUUAUUAG
Bipolaris oryzae ATCC 44560 is the source of this 840-nucleotide messenger RNA. RefSeq lists its product as uncharacterized. The record is from RefSeq and is a predicted model, not a curated record. The transcript has a single exon. Bases 1 to 840 code for a protein of 279 amino acids. Lineage: Eukaryota; Fungi; Ascomycota; Dothideomycetes; Pleosporales; Pleosporaceae.